GUGCCGCGGUCGAGCUGUAGGGCGCCCGUACAUUGUACACAUACUUUUAUAUUUUUCUACGCCGCGCCGUAUCGUACACAAAACGCAACCCAUGAAUGUAACUCUUAUUAACUUGUUUACCUAUUCGGACUCUACAUAAUGAAAAUUUAAUAAUCGAAUAUUCAACAAUGGCUAGAAACGCGCGAAGUGUGAAAUGGAGGCAAAAAUAACGUAUUUGUCCGGUUUUCGAAAAUGAAUCAAAAUGCCUUGGAACUGCUUCUGGGGUUACGAAUCUCCGCCGCCAGCUUGUCGCGUCACUGGACCAUUGCAUCUAGCAUUUCAGAAAGAGGGAGCGGCGCAAGCGCAUGCGUUUCGUAGCAAGGCGUUUAAGAAAGCACGGGCCUGUCAGUGGUGUCAUCUGCCUGUACAGAACCAGGGCAGCUGCUGCAGAGUUUGCAAAUAUGUCUGCCACACUGGUUGCGAAAGCAAGGUGUCGGGCGCUAUUGAGCUGUCGGACCCGGCCAAUUCUGCGGAGAUAUUACAACGCCUGCAGAAUUCGGACAAAGCAAGAUUUUCCGACACGAGUUGGCAAAUUCAUCGAACGUGGACCCGCAACGGAGACCCGCUGCACAUCUCACCGUCACCCACUAGAGCGGAGAGCACGCUACCCGCUGCCGCCGACACCGCGGCCUCGCCCCUUCGCAACGACCAGAAUGGCAUCUAUGACACCAUCACGACUCGAGCAGUCAGCGCCCCGGCGACAUCUGCUACGCCUUCUUUCGCGAGAGAAUAUGGAGGAGUGCGAUCAGUGAGCUACCCUGGACCAGGAGGCCCCAGCUCGCGUUUAGACCUGUGCUAUGUGGCGGAGCGUAUGCUGGCACUACAUCUACCAGAGAGAGACGCGCACGCGGAGGCACAAGCUGCUCACAUGCUGAACAAUAAACAUGGAGAACAUUACAUGGUGUUUGAAGUGAGUGGAGGUGACGGUAGUAGUGAUGAACGUGCAGCGAGGAACGUGUUUGGGCGCGCAAGAUGCCUGGGCUGGCCUGGCGACCUGGCCCCGCCGCUCGAGCGACUCUGUGCUGCGUGCAAACACAUCGAGAGCUGGCUCGCGGCUCACCCCAAGAAUGUUGCCAUACUUUUAGCAUGGGGUAAUCGGGAAAGGCUAGGAGUGCUGGUAGCGGCGUACAUGCACUACUCGGCGAUAUGCGGCGCUCCCGAGCACGCACUGGAUCGAUACGCGAUGAGACGAUACCUCGACGACCGGGUUCCCAUGUUUCAGUUGCCUUCCAACAAACGAUAUAUCGACACCUUUGCCGGAUUACUAGCAGGUCAGAUAAGAGUGAACGCAGCGCCUCUACACCUCACACACGUGAGCGUGGCCGGCUCGCUGGCUGCUCCUACGGCGCCCACCAUCGCCUUCCUCAAGAUCUACGAGAAUUACACUUGCGUUUAUACGUCGGGUCUAUACAUGGUGAACGGCGGUGGCUGGACGGUGGGAGUCGGUCGGCUGGCACUGCGCGGCGACGUCCUAGUGCGCGCGUACCGGCGCCCGGCGCACGCGCAUCCUCAUGCGCACACACCGCAACGACACCUCGUAUUCGCCUGUCAGUUCCACACCUGCGCCGUCGCGGAUCACACCCUCUCCUUCACUAAGCAGCAGCUUGACCACGCUGUGCAUGAUCCAUCAUUUCCGAGCGACGGGGCAGUAGAGCUAGUGUUCGCUCGGGGAGAGGGCUCUGGCGGCGCCGCGCCCGCACCGACGCCCGCAGCGCCGUUACGCGCCGCGCCCGACGCGCUCGCACGAGCCGACUCGCUUGAGCACCUCCGACCGCUCUCCACGCUCACCGAUGAUGAACCCGGUGACAACAACGGCAGUGCAGAGGGCUCGGGAUCGGGCGGGGAGGCGGGUGAGGGAGCGGAGGCCGCGCACACAUUCGGACCUCUCGACGGGUCCAUCUACGCGACAGUAGUGCGCGCGGGCGGCGGGCCGUCAUCUCCGCUCAGCGCUUCAAUGGAUUCGGGCAUCUCGUCGGCGGGACGCCGCGCCGCCCCCAGUCCGCCCGACGAGCUGGACGCGCUGCUGGGUGACAUGCUGCGGACCGUGAGCGCGCUGCCCGACCCGCCGCCUGCGCCGGCUCAGCAGUCGCACGCCGACCGCGCUCCUGACAUACCGUAUCACGCGCGCGCCGACUCCGCGCCCUUCACCUACGGAGCGCCCGGCCUCCGCCCCGGCAUGCUCCGUGCCUCCAACCGCCUCGCCAGCCCCGAGCUGGUGCGGCGCGCCCUCGGCAGCGACCGCGGCUACCGGGGCAUCGAGGACGACGACGACGAGCGCACCGUCACUCCGGAGCCGUCUCCGCGGACCCCGCUCUCGCCGCGCACGCUCCGCAAGCUCACACAUGACGACCUCACCACCAAAACCACCACGACCAUUCCACCGCCAUCUUCGCCUCUACAAAAUGGAAGAUGGCUGAAUGGUGACGCGGAAUGGAUAGAACGUCCGGCCAGCAGCGCUCGAAAAACUGCGACCGAAAACGGAACAUGGCGGUCCAAUAGCACUUUGGGAUGGCACGAAACUUCGAGGGCUCGGGAACCACGAAGAUCAGAAGGCAACGCCGUUGAAACCAGUUCAGGGCUAACAUGGUUACAACGGCAACAACAGAAACUACGGGAGAGGAAAGAAGCAAGGGAGAGGGUCGCUCGACUGCCGCUCGAGUGGGACGCUCCUUCCCGACACGUGCGCCGGUCUGCUAGCCACCGUGUGGAUGGGUACACAAGUGACACAACAGCGUUUGCGGAUGACGAUGACGACUUCAGUGUACCUCUACACGUCAACACGCGCACUCCUCUCAGGACUGACAGCAUCAGUCCUCAGGCUCCCGACAGGACCUCAUCUAAGAAAUUCAUGUAUGAAAAGAUGACGAUGCGCGAGUGGAGUGCCAACAGCACGCCGACGAGCACACAAGCGCCUGGUUUACUGUCCCUUGCGGAGCCCAACAACAACGACACCACUAUCCGAGAAAGAUCAGAAAGUUGGUCACGCACCGAGUCCCGCGCAGGCACGCCUGCUUUCCCGACGCACCCUCGCACGCCCUACCCACCCACGCCCACCCCUUCAUUCUCAACCAGACCGCCCCGGUCACCGACGGUCACUAGAAAAGAACGCGAAGGCAGUCCCGAGUCAGAAUACCGCACGUACAACGGCAGCAGCGGGUCGCGGCGCUCCAGCGUCAGCGGCGGCGCCGAGCCGCAGCACGUGGCGCCCGACCGCGUGCGCUUCGCCCGGGACACUAGCCACUACUGGUACAAGCCCAACAUCUCGCGUGACGAUGCGGUAGCAGCAGUACAACAACUAGAAGAAGGAGCGUUUAUAGUUCGAGACUCGAACUCAUUCCCGGGUGCGUUCGGGCUGGCGGUGCGUGCGGGCGCGGCGGGCGGCGUGCGGCACUUCCUCAUCGAGCCCACUGCGCGAGGCGUCCGACUGCGCGGCUGCCCCGACGAGCCCGUCUUCAGCUCGUUGUCUGCGCUUGUCUAUCAGCAUACUGUCACGCCUCUCGCUCUACCCGUGCCACUGAAACUGCCUGACAGAGACCCAUGGGUUGGCGGCAGUGCAAGCGCCGCUGCUCGAGCGCUGCUGGCGACAGGGGCAGCGUGUAACGUGCUACUACUGGGCUCUGAGAACACCGAAGCUCUUACUGGCCCUGCUGCUGUCAAACGAGCCGUCCAUAACAUUCUACAGAAAAAGGCAGCAGCCCACGUAGUGCACUUCAAAGUGUUCGGAGGUGGCAUCACACUGACGGACUCUACACGCAAGCUGUUCUUCCGGAGACACUACCCGGCGUCAGGCGUCUCGUAUGCGGGCUUAGAUCCCGAUGAGAGGAGAUAUACCUACCUCGACAACGGCACUCAGCAUGAAAAACGCAUAUUCGCGUUCGUGGCGCGAGCGUCGUCCGGAGCCGACAAUCAAUGUCAAGUGUUCGCCGAGCUGGAACCCGAACAACCCGCAACUGCUAUCGUCAACUUUGUCAAUAAGGCUCUGCUCGGGAACUCUCAGAAAAGGGAUAUUAUCUGAAACUAAUUCCAAACAUGCAUGUAGAUUUUUCAGUUUAGUGGACUAACAAUACUCUCUUUUACCUAAGUGUUAAACACGAAAAUGGUACGAUGAAAAUUUGUCGCCUCCGUUAGUAAAUACCAUAAUAAUUUUGGUUUUGGUUUGUUCCACUAUACAUAUAAAAAUUAAACAUAAAAUAUGCUUAGGUACCUUAUGUGAAAUGGUGAAAAAGGUUUUAGUUUUUAUAUAAACUUAGUUUUAUGGAUAAGUUAUUUUCAAAGAUUUAUUAGUACGCUUCACAUUCACCAAGUACAAUGUACUAUUUUAUUUUUAAUAUAAUAACAAUAAAAUAUAUAUUAUUAUUUUAAUUUAGUGUAGCGAAGGAACUAACUAGUCUCAUUAUUAUAUUAAUAUAGAGUCAUUGCGUGCCUAACAUUAAUUAUGUCAAUAAUAAUAUAAUGAAAUUACUUUAUGUAAAAAGGCCCUACUGCAUUCUAGGUAGAUAUUAAUAUAGUAAAAUAUCUAUGUAUCUUUUAAAAUAGGUAAGUUAGACACGAAGAUUUCGCAUCACUCAAGCACAGGCUUUUUGCCGACAAGUACAACGAAAUAACAACAAAAUAUAAGUACAAUAAUUAUGCCAACUUUAAAUUUUAAUGUACCUACCUAGAGUAGGUAAGGUACCGGAUAUGCUUGUUAUUUUAUUGCGAUAACAAUUAAAAUUCAAAGGCAGCUUUAAGAAAGCUAAUACAGAAAUCCAAAUACCUAAUUAAAACGAUUUACUUAGUUUAAUACAAAAACGCCACGAUUAGUUAGUUUAGAAUAAUUAUUGUAUCUUUUGUGUUAUAAUAAGAUUGAUAAAAAUGUAAGAUACGUGCUACAUAUUGAAGGGAAAUGCCCAGUCGACAAAACGGUUUUGGCCAAGGUAUGUCCAUCAAUGAAAUAAAUCGUAGGCAAUAAGAUUGACAUCAUUGAUUGAUUGAUUGACAAACACUAUUCUAUUUAUAAUAUAAUUUUUAUGAGUGUUUACCUAUACUUCAACGUUUUAAAAAUUAUUUAGAAGAAUUCAUUUACCUAGAACUCGGUCCACGAACUUUUGUACCUACCUAUGUGUAACAAAAUUCAAGUUGUAAUAAAACAAAUAUUUAGUUUUAUAAAAAUGAUUUAAAAAUAAACAAUGAUUGAGUUUUCUAUACUUUUAUUCUGGCUUUUAAUUCCAGAGGUUUUGCACAAAUAGGUAGGUAAUAUUUAAUACUAUAACAGCAAUAUUUUUGUAAUAAAUAAAAGAUUUGCAAAAAGAGGAGAGUCUUUAUAAUACUCGUAUUUAUUACAUUGAUGGCUGAACCUUCGCCUGAAAUGGCAUUUGUCUUUCAACAAAGAGCUGUAUUAAAAAAUAAAAUGCCUUACCAGUGAUCUUAUUAUGUUAUUAAUAAAAUAUUAUAACUUUAUUAUUAAAGUGUACCUACCCAGAAAUAAAUUUAACCUAAUGGAUAUACUUAAUUUGUAAGGAAUAACUGUUGUCAAAUGUAUUUAUUGGUUAUAAUAAAUCAUUUAAAAUUAAA
Molecule: messenger RNA, 5592 nt
Organism: Maniola jurtina (meadow brown)
Lineage: Eukaryota; Metazoa; Arthropoda; Insecta; Lepidoptera; Nymphalidae
Gene: by
Product: tensin-1
Exons: 23
Coding region: 242-4054 (1270 amino acids)
Molecular function (GO): protein binding
Source: RefSeq, a predicted model, not a curated record